GUAGGUAUAUAGCCUAUAUCCGAGUACGGAGUAACACUCCAAAAACGCUCACGGUGCCGGUGCCGAACUCAUAAGCAAAUUGAAUUCCUUUAGAACCUCUGGAAUCUGGAACCUCUCAUAUGUCAUACGCAAAGCUCGAAUUGCAGAAGCUCGUUCCAGGGUUUUACAUUUGGUUUUCAAAAUGCCGGCUACAGCAGGUCGGGUGCGUAUGCCCGCAAAUAACCGGGUGCACAGCAGUGCUGCCCUUCAGACUCAUGGAAUUUGGCAGAGUGCUAUUGGUUAUGAUCCUUAUGCUCCCACAAAAGAUGAUUCGAAGGGUGCUUCUCAGACCAAAACUGAGGAGGACCCUGAAAAUGCUUAUGUGAAUUUUCAGGAACUGCUUGCUCUAGCUCGUAUCACUGGUUCGAAUAAUGAUGAAGCCCGUGGUGCUUGCAAGAAGUGUGGCCGUGUUGGGCAUCUUACUUUCCAGUGUAGGAAUUUCUUGAGUGUGAAAGAUGAUGGCAUUGAGAAAGAUUCAGAUGUCAUUCAGGCCAAUGUCAUGGCAGGGUUGAAGAAAAUUAAGGGUCGUGUUGGGAAGUUGAAUGGAAUGGGUGCUGCUGAGAACUCAGAGGAGAGUUCUGAGGAGGAGGAUGAAACCGAGAGCUCUGAUUCUAGCGAGGAUUCUGAGAUGGAGAGGAUUAUUGGUGAACGAUACGGGAAGAAGAAGUCCAGCAGGAAAGUGAAAUCUACAAAAAGGAAGAAGGAUUCCUCGGAUGAUGAGGAUUCUGAUUCUGGAAGGAGGAAGAAAAGGGGUAGGUCAAAGAAGAGGAGGAGUGGGAAAAGAUCUGGGAGCGAUUCAGAUGAUGAAAAAGAUGUUCGCAGGAAGAGGAGAAAGGAAAAAAGGAGGAAGAAGGAUGAAUCAUCUGAUGAAGAGGAGGAUCGUCUGAGGAGGAAGAGUAGAAAGGAGAAGAGGAGAAGGAGGAGCCAUCGACAUGCAGAUGAUUCUGAAGAAUCUCCUAAGCGGCAUAAGAGAAAGAGCAGGAGGUCCAGAUCAUCUUCUGAUUCAGAUGUCAGUGACGCAGAUGAUUCCAGGAUUGGAAGGCACUCAAAGCGCUCCGAUAAGAAGAGCAGGAAACGGAAGUAUGAAGAUGAUGAGUAGUGCCAUCUUCAGGGAGUGGGCUCAUCUUUCAUGUAUCAAGUCAUCUGAGUAGCUACUGGAAUGUUAUAUGGCUGCCUGAGCAUCAUGGAAUACGUUAAUCUAUAUUUGCAUGAUUCCGAGUUCUGAGGAAUCUGGUGGAUUUUAUGUAGUGGGAUGUUGUCCCUUUAAUUCUGUUGUGCUGCAAUUGGUUAGUUAUAUGUGGUGUACUGUUGUAGCCACCCGUUUGAUCUUUGCUUGUUUACUUCACCUACAUGUGUAUGAUUGUGACUUUAGUAAGUUGGUUUCCUUUAUACUAUGUACUUACCGCGGCACCCACAAAGGACGUGGACAUGCACAAAUUCGCGUA
This is a messenger RNA of Beta vulgaris subsp. vulgaris (sugar beet), 1484 nucleotides long. Its product is annotated as CAX-interacting protein 4. The transcript has 3 exons. Gene Ontology annotation, molecular function: nucleic acid binding; zinc ion binding. NCBI's taxonomy places the organism in Eukaryota, Viridiplantae, Streptophyta, Magnoliopsida, Caryophyllales, Amaranthaceae. Bases 182 to 1138 code for a protein of 318 amino acids. The record is from RefSeq and is a predicted model, not a curated record.